This is a messenger RNA of Phalacrocorax carbo (great cormorant), 14903 nucleotides long. The record is from RefSeq and is a predicted model, not a curated record. NCBI's taxonomy places the organism in Eukaryota, Metazoa, Chordata, Aves, Suliformes, Phalacrocoracidae.
GAGUUAACUAAGUGCAGCUUACUGCCAGUUAGCCUCUUUCACCAGGAAUGCAGUUUGUGUUUACCUAUAUAAGGAAACCUGUUAGACUUAAAGGAGCUCGGCAGGGCUGCGGGCUGCCUGCGAGAGGGGCGAGGGGGAGCCCGCGGGAGGGCGGGACGGAGCGCAGCCCCCGCCACGCCGCCGAGGCGAGGCGCCCGCCCGGGAGGGACCGCGUCCCCCCUCUCCUUCGGCUUCGGGAGGAAAAGAAGGAAAAACUGUCAGGGGGGAAAAAUGGAGGAGCAGAUAGCUGAUCAGCUUCCCUGGAUUUCGCUGACACCACAGGAAAGCUUUGCCUGAAGAUGGAAACACUGGAGUCGGAACUGACCUGCCCUAUCUGUCUGGAGCUGUUUGAAGACCCGCUGCUGCUGCCUUGCGCUCACAGCCUCUGCUUCAACUGCGCGCACCGCAUCCUGGUCUCCCACUGCGCCACCAACGAGCCAGUGGAGUCUAUCACCGCCUUCCAGUGCCCGACCUGCCGCUAUGUCAUCACCCUCAGCCAGCGCGGUCUAGACGGGCUCAAGCGCAACGUCACCCUGCAGAACAUCAUCGACAGGUUUCAGAAAGCCUCGGUCAGCGGGCCCAAUUCCCCCAGCGAGACCCGCCGGGAGCGGGCGUUCGACAGCAACAGCAUGUCGUCCUGCGAGAAGGUCCUCUGUCAGUUCUGCGACCAGGACCCUGCCCAGGAGGCAGUGAAAACCUGCGUUACCUGCGAGGUGUCCUACUGUGAGGAGUGCCUGAAAGCCACUCACCCCAACAAGAAGCCGUUCACAGGCCACCGUCUCAUUGAGCCCAUCCCAGACUCUCACAUCAGGGGAUUGAUGUGCUUGGAGCACGAGGACGAGAAAGUUAACAUGUACUGCGUGACCGACGACCAGUUAAUCUGUGCUUUGUGUAAACUGGUCGGGCGACACCGUGAUCAUCAGGUGGCAGCUUUAAGUGAGCGGUAUGACAAGCUAAAGCAAAAUUUGGAGAGUAACCUCACCAACCUUAUUAAGAGGAAUACUGAACUGGAAACACUUUUGGCGAAACUCAUUCAGACCUGUCAACACGUAGAAGUAAAUGCAUCUCGCCAAGAAACCAAGCUGAUGGAAGAAUGUGACCAGCUCAUUGAAAUAAUCCAACAAAGACGACAAAUAAUUGGAACCAAAAUCAAGGAAGGAAAGGUGGUGAGGUUGAGAAAACUGGCUCAGCAGAUUGCGAACUGCAAACAGUGCAUUGAGCGCUCAACAUCCCUCAUCUCUCAGGCUGAACAGUCGCUGAAGGAGAACGAUCACGCUCGCUUCCUGCAAACUGCUAAAAAUAUCACUGAAAGGGUUUCCAUGGCAACUGCAUCCUCCCAGGUUCUAAUUCCUGAAAUUAAUCUCAACGAUACUUUUGAUACUUUUGCGCUUGACUUUACCAGGGAGAAGAAAUUGUUGGAAUGCCUUGAUUACCUUACAGCUCCAAACCCACCCACCAUUCGAGAAGAGCUCUGUACAGCUUCUUAUGAUACCAUUACUGUCCACUGGACAUCAGAUGAUGAGUUCAGUGUGGUCUCUUAUGAGCUGCAGUACACCAUCUUCACCGGACAAGCUAAUGUCGUUAGUUUAUGUAACUCGGCCGACAGCUGGAUGAUUGUUCCCAAUAUCAAACAAAACCACUACACAGUGCAUGGGUUACAGAGUGGCACUAAGUACAUCUUCAUUGUUAAGGCCAUUAAUCAGGCGGGCAGCAGAAGCAGUGAGCCGGGCAAGCUCAAGACAAACAGUCAGCCAUUUAAACUGGACCCCAAAUCUGCUCAUAGAAAAUUGAAAGUGUCUCAUGAUAACUUGACUGUGGAACGUGAUGAAACAUCCUCCAAAAAAAGUCACACGCCAGAGCGAUUCACAAGCCAGGGGAGCUACGGAGUAGCUGGCAACGUGUUCAUUGACAGCGGGCGGCAUUACUGGGAAGUGGUUAUAAGUGGGAGCACGUGGUAUGCCAUUGGUAUUUCCUACAAGUCAGCGCCGAAGCACGAGUGGAUCGGGAAGAAUUCGGCCUCCUGGGUGCUGUGCCGCUGCAAUAACACAUGGGUGGUGCGGCACAACAGCAAAGAAAUCCCCAUCGAGCCCGCGCCUCACCUCCGGCGGGUCGGGAUUUUGCUGGACUAUGACAACGGUUCCCUUGCUUUUUAUGAUGCUUUGAACUCUCUACACCUUUACACUUUUGACAUUACAUUUGGGCAGCCAGUGUGCCCCACAUUCACUGUGUGGAAUAAGUGUUUGACCAUUAUAACUGGCUUGCCUAUCCCUGACCACCUAGACUCCUCCGAGCAGCUCGCGUGACUGCUAAAAGCCAAAAGGUAGGACAAUGCGUCUUCCCGGGGCGGCCAGGCGGCUGCUCGCAGGAGCUUGCCCAGAGCUGGUGGAUCACGGAGCAUCCCAGCCAUCACUGACGAAUCUGGCCAGAACUGAAAAGGGAAGAAUAUCUCUUUACUGUGUAUUUUGUACGGAAGGACAAGAAAUGGCUUUAAUAAUAUCUUAGAACAUUCUUUUGAACUUGGUUUUGUUUGGUUGGUUUUCUAUUUAGUCUCUUACAGGAAGAUUUAUAAAUUAUUUAUAAAAAAAAAAAAAAAAAAAAGAGAGAAAGAGAGAAGGGAAAGCCUGGUUUGGACACCUGGAAAAAGACUUAUUUGUUUUGCACAUUGAUGGUCCUAUUAAUUAAAGUUUCAUCAGCCCUUUAGGUCAUUUUAUUUUACAGUGGAUAAAAGCAGGAAGUUGGAAGGAUGAAAGCUGCACGGUGGACAAGUCAGUACACUGCAGGUUUUAUUCGUGCCAAUAUUAGCACUCUCAUUACUGGCCUUAUUGAGUGCAAGAUCUCCUAAUUUCUACUUUGCACAUGGGAGGGUGCAGACCAAAAAGACCAAAAAUAAACAAGUGAGGAAGUGCAGCUAGCCAACACAGCAAAAGAAGACAUUUAAAUUUACUUCUGUUCACAGGGCAGUGCUCCCUCUGUUCAUAAAAAACCAUGUGGAAUGUCUCCUAGAAAUAUGAGUGGAUAAAUCUUCUGGCGAUUUAUUUUGUUGAUGGCAACAUUCCCAUCUACCAGUGCUUUGCCUUCGUCUCUGGGAAACAUUGUAGAAUCACUCAGGAUGUGAAAGACUGAUACCAUCUCUGAGAAUCAGCAACAGUGGACGAGAGCAGCCGAUCCAAGGUCUGACUGUAAACUAAUUUGAUAAAGCACGGCAUCAUUUAAGGAUUGAUUGUAAUAGAAGAUGUCACGGUUCUGAUGGUAGACAUGUGAAUGCUUAUUGGUGAUUUUACAACGUUCAACAUAGCAAGCCCCACCAACAACUCGGAAGUGAGACAUGUGCCACUUUACCAUUGAUUUUAAAUUAAAUACAAAAGUUUCAUUGUUGUACACUAUGUAGGGUCUAUAACAAAGCAAGGAAAUGUGUUUUACAUGUGCUGUAUGGAGAAACACUGCAGCUGGGAUUUGCUCAUAGUAAUCAUUGGCCUGAAUUGUUUGGGAAAGCAUAGUUCUCUGUGAAUGAGGAGUAACAAGUUUUCAGCAGCAGUAGGAAUCUGCACGGGCAGGCCCUACAUUCAUCCUGGUGUUGGUGGAUGAGCUUCAGUGAAGGCAAUAGAGGUUGUACCUACUUUAUCUCAAAGCUGAAUCAGGUGCAUUUUUCUUCUCUUUUCCUUCCACAAAAUAGAAGACCUUUGUAAUUACUUACAAUGCUUCUGUAUAAAUGAUCAUUUGGGGAGAUGCUUGAGGCAUAUGACAACUUUAAAAUAAUGUUUUCCUACAGUGGUUUGUUUUUACUAGGCACAUGGUGAAAAUCUGCCUGUGGAUAAAUUGAAUACCAGCUUUAAGAAAACAUUUGCUCAGUAAUUUGUAACCAGCUUUAGGUGUCUUUUGACAAGGAUGCCUUAAUGCACUUUGUUCACUAAUGAAUCCAAACUAAAAUGGUCCCAAGCUCAGCUUCAGAUUUUUAAAAUACUGAUUCUCCAGGUACCAAGCUGUACUACAGUUUGCUUUAUGAUGAUGUAGAAAACUUACGAGCAAGAUGAGGCAUACAUACAUGCUUAUUUGAUUUUUUUCCUUUUUUUUUUUAAUAGAAAAUAAAUGCCUAUCCAUCUUCCUUUGAUUUCCCUUUACAUGUCCUGCUAAAUGCUAAAUUAAAUAGAGAAAACUCUGACAGUACAUUGCUGGUGCCAUGGCUUUCAGCUAGGGCUGUAUCCCAUGGUUCACAGGGGGAGUCACUCAUCUUUCCGGAGUUGACAUAAAUGAGCAAAAAUGCGUACAUAUAGAGAAUUACAGUGUUUAUCAUAGUGUCUUUAAUAACAAAGAAAUGUAUAUCCUCAAAAAUGAAAAAGUAAAUAAAUUCCCAAACAUUGCAUUUUAUAAUUGAUCACAAUGCUACUAAUACAAUCUGAGGUACAUUGCCCAGAUGGUCUGGCCUGGGGUGUUCGGAAGGUAGCUGAGACGGCGUGAAAAUUAUUAUGAUGACUUUACAGAUGACUGAUGCAAAACAGCGAUAAAAAGAUGCAGGAGGAAAGGAGUUUUAAUGUAGGAUUAUUGCCAAGUUUCUGCCUAAAAGGAAAGGGUAUAUUACCAAAGAACAUGUAGCUAGGCUGUGUAUCUUCUUUUUGCCAGAAAUAUUAAAUCUAGAAGCUGAUUUCAGUAGUGGACAAACUGUUUGGCCAUACAAUGUUGGCAGAGAUUGAGCUGGAUAGAACUAAUACCAUGAAUUUGGAAAGAUCCCCUAUGAUCUCACAUAUUUUCAUUGUAAAGAUAGACCAUGAGUCUAAAGACAGAUCAUGGUUUUGGGCAAUGUAAAAAGAAUGGCCUGUUAUCUACAGGCCUUGCUGUAUGUUUUUUCUUUUUUUACAUGGAAUACUUCAUUUGGAGCUAAGCCACAUUUCUCCAGUGGACUAUUCAGUCAGUCAGUACUCUGUGUAUAUAUGUAUACAUGUGCAUGGGUACACACACACCAGUAUAUGCACAAAUACAGUGUGUAGUUUGUUUAUAUGCAUACAUACAUGUAUACACACACCAACUGAGAGUAAUUAGUCAGGUGUUCCUUUUUCGCUUGUUUCUUGGGCAAUUUCAUAUUCUGUAUGACUAUGAGGAAACAAGUUUGCUAUGAAUGGUAUUCUUCUGGACAUUUUUUAAUGAAAAAAUCUGUUUAUUUUACAAUACUUGAUUCAAUGCCUGAUUAAUCAAUAAAAACAUCCAUUUGAAAAUGUAGCUUCUGUGGUCUGUGGCAUUUUGCAUGGUCCAUAGUAAUCAAUUGAAAUCUGGGGGAAUGGUAAUCCUCAUGUAAAAAUAAAACAUGGUACUUUAAUGUAGUGUGCAGUCUUAGAUGAGGGGUUUUCCCUGAUUUUUGAAAGUUUUGUGACUAGGAAUGAGGUAGCGUUGAAUAAUACCAUGUUUAACAAAGGCAGAUUUUUGAGGUAAUGGUCUGCUGAGAUGCAAGCGAUGAAUGUAGUAGAUAAAACCUGUGUUCGUGUAAUGAUUGUUUCAAAUGUGUAUUUAAAACCCAAGCUGGGAUUCAGCAGGGGUAGAGGAAACUAUAGCACAAUUUUUUUGGAAGAUAGUAGCAUUGGCUCAGAGUAGUCAAAGCUCUUGUCUAGCUUGAGGUAGUGGAAUGGUGGGGGACUUUUUCUGUCUGAGGCCAGAUAAGAUUUUUCAUGUGUUAGGCUCCCAUGUGUUAAUACACGCCCAAUGGGGAAAAAGUCAUUCAGGAAUGCACUGUAUGUCAUAUAUUAUUUAGCAGACUGUCUCCAGCCCACUGUAGUUUCCCAUUGUUAGCUUUCAGAGAGCAAUGAGAGAGCUGAAGUGGCUGCCUUUUCUGUCAUGAAUUUAUUCUUUGUCUGUUUUGGGUAUCCUGUUUCUUGAUUGCUCAAUAAAAAGACCCCCACCAAGCAGUUGGUUCUAAGGGUAGGAAGCAUAAAAAUUCCUCAGGUGUGGGUACACUGUGAAAGCUGGAAAUCAGCAAGUACAGGUGAAAACACAUGCACGUUCUUUGUUAUAUUAGCAGUAGUAGGUCACUAAACAGCAGCGUGCAUCAUCCAUUUCAAUCCUGCAUCUUAAUUGCAAAGACUAUAUAUUCUUUCCAUAUUAGAAAAAGCAACAGGAAACUAUUGAUAGCGCAAAUUACAUUGUCAGCUAUUUAACCUUUUUUUUUUUUUUGAGAUGUCCAGCGUUUAUAGCACUAUGAGGAACUAUUGGCUGUCGGGGUUUUCAUUAAACUGUUAUUUGACAUCGAACCCAGUAUAAGCAUUUCUUUCUUAAUUAUUCUGAUAAAGCAGAUGCCUAGUAGUUCCCAGAUUCUGCUUUUAGUUACAACAGCACAAAUUCCAGACAAGCCCAUGCACCAAAACAAAGUGAGAACUGCUAGUGGCUUUUAUCUGUAUCACCAAAACCGAGGCUAUUCAUUUUAAUUGGAAACACUGUGUCUUCAUUUCUGCUUUAGGAGUGAAGAAGUGUUGGAUCCACACAGAAAGCACACAGUGAACCACCUCAGUAACUGGCCAGGGCAUGCCUGGCCUGAAGGCCACAGGUAGGGCAGCUUUGUGGGGUUAGUGAUAAACAAAAAAAGUCCACAGGUUGCUUAUGUAGUGAUGUACUGGCAAUUUUCUUGUAACAGGAUCUCUGAUGUCCUCUCACACUUUCCAGUACUGGAAGUAUGUAUUAAGAUAUAGGAAUGUAAAGUGCAGUCUUUUCCCGUGCUACUGGGUUGGUUGCUCCUUUAGAAAUUAGCAUCUUCAGUGUAGUGUUCUGAACUUCAGCCAUAAUCUUUGUCUUCUUCACGUGGAGAAAAGCCCUGGUCACUCCCACGUGCUCAUGGUGAGUGUUCCAAAUUAUGCUGAGCGAUUAGUUCUUAUUGCACUUUCUGAACUGAAAGAAACUCUCUUUACAUUUUAACCUUUGAUUUAGCACUUGAUUUUCAUAUGAAAAAUUAAGAGACUAAAGAGCAAUGAUGCUAACAAUGCUUCAAUGUGGAUGAGACUCUUGGUUUGGACCGUGAGGCUCACGGCAUCUGUGUACAUAAAUCUCUGUGCCAGGAUAGACUGAUUGGUCAUUUAUGUGGGAGUUGAAUAGUACAGGUGCAAGAAGGUUUUCUUCUGAAGUAGGCUUUUGCAUUAACUCCACUCUUGGAGUGGAAUAUUAUCUUUCUAUUUUUUAAAUUGAUUUUCUAAUUCAAGUGCAGACCAUGUUAGUAAUAACAUAAUCUUUUACCAUGUUACUUAUUUUAGCAAGCCCUACCAUGUCAUGUGUCUCUGGCGGGUCGCUGAACACAUUAGCUGCAACCAUAACCUUUGAAACAUCACCUCCAAUGUGUAGACUGAUGCUUAAGCCAUUGACCAAGUGUAUAACUUUCCCAGGUGGGAUUCAUCUUGCUUUGAGUAAGGAACUCUAGCACAAAUGGUGAUACCAGAUCAAGGUGAGAGGCUCAUAUAUUUCACAAAGAUAAUAUAGGAAAGAUAUGGGCUUGAGUACCAUCAGCGUUGAGGCAGUUCUGGUUUAGAAGCACGACAAUGUAUUAGGAAGGCAUGAAGUCUUCUACAGCAAUGUGACCAACAGUGUUAUUAUUUCUGCUGCCUGAGAGAGGGAUGGAGGUAGCAAAAGAGGGAGUUCUGGAGCAGUGCUGAGAGAGAUCAUUCAGGCUGACAGGGCAGCUGGAAACAUGCCUCUGCUCCCUGCCCUGGCACCAUGCUGCAGCUGUGCAAAGCAAGUCUGCACCUAUUCUUCCUUCUGUUACAGCUCAGCCCAAAUUCACAUUCCCAAAUGACAGGGAAAAAAUAUUGCAAUUAAAUGUUUUAAAUCUUAACCUGAAUAAAAGCAGCAGGGCAGGGAUGACAGCCCCAGGCCUUGAUUCUCCUUUAUUCACCCAGAUUUUUGUGUCUGUUGACUUCAAAGGGGAUAGUCCUGAUUUACAUAGCGGUAGGUACAAGCUCAUGAAUCUUCAGCUUCCAAAGGGUCAAACCCCAGUGAAGCAGGAGACCCUGUGUGAACAGCUCAGCAUUCCUAUUAAAUCAUAUGUUUGGAGAAAGAACAUUAGCUGCUAGCAAAACUGCAGUUUCUCAUGAGCUGUUUCCCAAGGCCAGCACAGGUGUGUUUUAAAACGUAUGGUUCUUUUAAAAUGUAUGGUUCAAUAACAUUCUUCUUGGGUGAAUUGUUCAGGCAACGCUUUGCUGUUUCCUCCAAGCAGGGUGGGAACAAUUCUUUUAGCAGGUGCUCUGUUACUUUUAUUAAAAUCAUGAGAACGGCAGAUACAUAAGUUAUGAUAUAAUGCUGCAACAUAAGACUAUUGUUCUUGGACUUCCAUUUAAAAAUGGAUAAUAGUUAAAGCAGUUUAGAAGUCUACUUCCUCUAACUGUUUGUCCUAAUGCAUAUAAAUAUUUGAAUGUAUGGAGAUGUUUCCUCUCAAGGAAUAUCGCCUCUUUUCUUUUUAAUACACACAGACACAUAGUAAUUAAGAGUAUUCCUGGAAAUCCAUGAGUUCAGGGAAUAGCUUAUAAUCAAGCCUUUGAAAGACAGCAAAUGGAGGCUUUGUGUUUUGCAUAACAUUAGUCAUUGAGCAGGUGAAAAAAGCUAUAGCUGUUUAGAUCACUAAAUGACAGCCAAAUGCCACACAAGAGGAUGGGAAAGUUUUCAUUAGCAAUUUUUUUAUUUCUCCCUCAUUUUUAUUUUGUACGGAAAACAAACUAUUCCACUUGAAAAUAUUUCUCUGUUAUCCUUCCAUUUCUUCACCUUUCUUUUCUGCUUUCAGUCUCAUUUUCAGCUUUUAAAUAUUAGAGUAGCAAGAAGUAUAUAUUUUAAGAAGUUGGAUUUAUUUUUUUAUUUCCUUGAAAAUUACCUUUUUCAGAUGGCUCACAGAAAAUUAAAUGAGAAGUCAAAGUACUAAUGCAAUAUGGCAGCUUGAAACUCAAGAAUAUUUUUAAAGUAGAAGUUAAGGAAGAGUGCAGAUAAGCCUGUCACUCUUCUACAAUUACUGAAUUAUUUGGUUUCAUUAUUAUGGGCUUAAUAGUAUUGUGCUCUAAUUAAAACAGUGUUAUGAGACCUGAUUAAGGAGCACAAGCAGAGGAAUAGUAGAUUAUUUUAGGAUAACCCUGGAACAAAUUCCCUUUAGUAGUAAUAUAUAUAUUCAACCUUAUUAAUGUCAGCUUGGGUGGGUUUUUUUUUCAUUUUUAAAUAUACUGUGUCCUUUCUAGCAGUAGUUCCCAGCCUAGAAAUAUGUGUCUCUUUUGGGAAACAUAGGGUCUAAUUCUUUAUGGAAUUGGGGAAAAAGCCCUCAAUAUGGUAGGUGUGAAGGUGGUGCUAGCACAGGAGGAACAUCUCCCACUGGCAGGGGGCAAUUUGAUCUAUAUUUCUGUCAUCUUGUCUGUGCAAGUAGUAGUGAUGGCCAAACUGAGGAUCAAAUAGGUUCAUACAGAUUUGUGGGAAGAGGUGAACCCCGACUAGUGAUUAUAACCAGGGGUAGACCCAACCCAGAAAUAAAAAUUAUCAAAUGGAGAUUUGUUCCUUAAUAGAGUCAGUAUCAUACCCUUUUAAUUUCUUCAAAUGGCUGUGACCUCUCUCUCAAUUUGUCCGUUUACGUCCACAUGCUCAUUGUAUAUCUGUUAAAAUUGGAGUUGAAAAUAUUUGGUGGUUUUUUGUCAAUCUACCUUGGAAACAGCAUUGUUGAUACAAUGUCAGUAGCUUAUGGCAGAAGGUAGAGGUGAGGAACAAUGUAGGACCUAGAGAAUAAACACAGAUGCAGCUUGAGUUCAGAACAGCAUAAUACUGCUCAUAUACAUAGUUUCCAUCAAUCCUAAUUUAAAUUAUUCAUGUAUGUUAAGAGAGAGAAACACAACUGAAUUCAGCCUUGGCAUGCGCAUAAAUAACAGUCAGCACAAAGUAGCACAAGGGCUGAAACAAUUGAAAAACAAGACUCUUUUCUGUAAAAUUAAUAGUUGAUGUUUUUUCUUUCCUAACAGAUGGGUCAUAGCGUUCCUACAUUGCAUAUAGUUACACAAACAGGAAGUAUUAUUAAGAAAGUCCCCUGAGUUAUGCUGUAAAUCCUUACAAAUGCAAGACCAACUGAGGAAAUUAGUAUAAAACUUUGAAUGAUAUACACACAAAAAAGAAAACCAAACCCAAGAACACACACAAAAAAAACCCCAGAAAAAAAAGUUAUUCACAAUCAAUAAUUCAAACAGCUGUACCCAGACCAUUCUUUCUAGAAUUCUGAUGCUGCCUUCCUGUAUCCCCCUAUGGUGGGGAUGAAACAAGAAUGCUUUGUCUUUCUGUUCUUAUGAAGUCAGUGCUCCAUAUUAGUACUACUUGGAAAUCUCUGAGGAUGAAUAAAUCUAGUAGGAAUAAGUACAGAGUUCUCACCAGUCGUGAAGCCUAAAUAAGCCAUUAGCCAGUUUCAAGGCUGAAUUACCAUCAAGUUAGGAAUGCUUUCAUGUAUUUUUAACCAUGCAAGAAGAAAUAUAUAGCAUUAAAAAAAAAAGUGACCGAUUUUAUGUAGAUGUGGGAAUAGACGUCAUUCUGCUCAGCUACAAAGCUGCUAUUUGGUACAGGGACAGGAAAAUAUUUUUAUGGGUUUGGUAUAAAGCACCUGCACUUGUGCUGCUUCUCAUGAACACAGAAGUACUGUAACCCUAGGUCCUGGCAACCUUUUAUCUGUCUGUGGAUUUCAAAAGCUCUGCAAAUCAUGCUGAGGGGUGAGUUGGUGUGUGUGGGUACAACGUCCCCUAAAAGUGCUCCCACUGCCCCAAUUUUUCCUGCUUCCCCAAAAGUAGAAGGAGAGGAAAGCCAGCCUCCAAAGGUCUUCAGCUCUAAUCCUCCCCUGACCCUUCUCAUGGCAGGAGCAGGGAAGCCACAGGCUGGCCUCAUCUCCACAUCUUGUGUGGCAACAGAAUUAUGCUAUGAAGCUUUUAGCAGGCCUCUCUGGCUAAGGACCCUGACCCUGCAGAAAAAGAGGUUAAACUAGCUCCACUAGCAGGGUUCAGCCAUUUCUCCAGUAACUUCCCCAGCUUCUGCUAUAGUCAGAAAAUGCAAAGGAAAUCUGCUGCAGGAAGGGUGUGAAGAUGACAUGCCUUCCAAAGGCAUGUCAAAAAGGCUCAAAGAGAAAAUUUUAAGUGGCAUCCAUCCUCAUAGGAAGGUCUGCGUUAGAAAGCUGGGAUACAUUUUUCCAUGUUUCAAUGAAGGUAUGGAAAGCUGCCUCCUUAUGCCUCAGGUUCGGUAGUGCUUGUGGGCAGGAAGGCCUCGCAGUUAAUUCUGAAGAGUGGAAAAUCAUUGUCCCAUGUUUUUCUCCCCACUCUCCUAAAAGUUCGACAAAUGGGAAGAAAAAAAUCCUCAAAUUCCACUGCACGAAGGCUCAUACCACUGGUCUUAGUUGUCAAAAUGAAGACAAUGCAAAAAGAGGCAACCAAACCUGUAUGUGCAAAAUUGUUACUAGUUACAACUGACAUAUUUUUAAUCAGAUAUUAUAAUAGUAACAGAAACAAAGUGGAAGAUUUAUCACGACUGGAACUCUGACAGAAAAAGACAGAAACAGAGGUUGAAGACAGAAAUAAAAUAACUGGGGAAUGCUCCUAGGAAGGUAAGACCAGAAAGGGUUGCUACCCCAGUGCAAUAAGUCUGGUAGAACCUCAUGUGGAAGACUGAAAAAUUCUGGUCUAUUGUAGUCAAGAAAGGUGUUACUCAGUAACACUGGAUCAGAGAAAGGAUCAUCAGAAGGGAAAGGCAAGGGAGAGACUAGGUUAGAAGGGGAGAUGUAUAUGUGGUUUAUCCAGUCUAGCAAUUGCUAUCUGAAUGGAGAUAAAGUUGUUGUGUCUGUAAACACAUGAUUAGGGGUAGCACCAGGAAAGGAGAAUAACAGUUUUCUGUAAAAGUCAAUAUUGGUACAAGAAUAAAUGCAAUCACCCUGUUUAUGGACAGUUAGAUCUACAGAAAUCAAGGUUACUUCACAGGACAGCAAGAGGAAAAAGGGAACCUUGCUGUUUCUGAGAUGAAGCUUUGUGGGUGAAAUUAAUCACAUUUCAAUCUAAAUGCCUAAAUAUUACUUGACUAGACCUAAGCAUAUUUUCUAGGCAUCUUCUAUAAUGAAUGGAGGGCAAAUAACAUCUCCAAAUAUACAUCCCAGGUAUUCUAGCAACCUAACUUGGAACGGGAAGAAACCCACUUCAUGACUGAUCUUUCACCAUUGGUCAUAUGAGGAGUCACAGGCAGCUAGCGUGUACUUGACACCUGCCUUUUAGAUAGCUAAAGGCAGAUAUAGUGACUACCACUCUAUAUAUUUAGCAAAUGGGAUAUUGACAUUUUUAUAGUGCUGCUUAUAGAGUAAAUCCAUUUCUUUGGAUAUAAUACAGAAAUUUAUAGAUGGCUUCUGACUUAAAACCCUUGCUGUGCUGAAGUAAGCAGGCAAUUUUUCAUUGGCCUCAGUGAAGCCCAGGUUUCACCUCUUAAAUACGAAUAAGGGGAAAUAUUGUAAGUCUAAGUUGUAUUAAAUGUAGAUAUCUCCCCUAACCAAAGACUGUUCUAGCCACUGAGUCCUUGUUUUUUCAAAGCAAGUUAUUUAUAAUAAUGCUUCAGUAAAAUGGCCAUCCAGGCAGUCAAUGAAUGAAAAUGCAUGUAUUUGACCACAGAACAAGCCACCCUGGAGACUGUAUGUGCUUGUAUUCAUUCUAUUGCACUGAUCAUGUGCACUAGUAUUUCAGACUCCAAACUGGGUUGCUUAUCCAAUGCUGCAAAAUGGCGUUGUUCUAGCAUUAUCCUUAAAGUGUUUUUAAUGGAUGCUGCAAUCGGAUCUCCUCUGGUGUUUCCUUAAUUCAACAUGUAACUAUAACAUUGUACCAAAGCUAGAAUAGCUAGAUACGAGUUGACAUGGCUGUGUCAUUCAUUCCUCAAAAUGGCAAGGUAUGAUAGACCUGAGUACAAGUAUCAAACUCACAAUGCCUGUGCCAAAUGGAUUUUGGUUUUGGAAUCAAAAGGUCCUCAGCAUAAUUUUCCUGUAGUGGAAAACUAUUCAACAAUUAUAAGUUAAAAGGAAUAUAUAAGAGAUAGCUGAGAAGUGCUGGCUCUUUAAGUCGGAUGCUGAGGUCAAAAGUACUUAUUUUACCAUAUAAUUUAUUUGCAUCUUCUGCAAAGGAAAUAGGGCUGGUUCUCUGAAGGAAAACUGAGAGUCCUUUUGGUAUUCAUGGCAGAUUGAUUCGGUUGGCUACCGUGCAGAAAAUCUUAAUGGGGAGAGAAAAAUUUCUGUGGAUCGAUGUAAAUAUCCCUUUUUCCAAGGUUUUAUCUUAGACUCACCUCUUUACACUGUAUAGGUUACUUUCAGAGGUUUCUUUUUUGCCUGUUUCUAAAGAGCAUGAGUAUUUAUGUAAAGAUGCUGUGGUGAGGUAUGAUUCAUCCUUCAGGUUAAUAGAGUGCACAGUUGAAAAAGCCCUUCACAUGCAAAGUAUUGUUAACUGCUUGUUUUUUUGCAAAAGGGAAGGAAAUGACUCAGCCUUCAGAAAUGUUAUAGUGAAGAUUCUUGAUGUUCUUUAGGCUGAUAGAAAAAGAAUUGCUCAAAUAAAAGGUGAGAAUUUCUGCAGGAAGCACUUUCUGAUGGGAAAAGGAUUAGUGCUCCAGGAAGGAAAACUAGGCAAACAUUUUGGAAAAGGCUUGGCAAAGAGGGAUUUAAUGGGGUUCAAAUCCCAGUGAAAAAUGGAAUAUGAACAGAACUGAGAUAGUCUGCUGUGCUUUGGAGGGACCCAUCUGAGGAUUUCUAUUUGCAGGGAGUAUGGAAAUAGCUUGUGAAACUGCACUGGCCUAUCCUGCUUAGGGGUCUCGAAGUUGGAAGCAGCAGCAGAAAAUAAAGGAACUGCAAUACAGGUCCAGAAAGAAGGAACUGGGAACAUUUUCUUUUCCUCUUCUACUGAUUAAAAAUAAAAAGAAAUUUGAAAUAUCCACAGCAGGAAACAACACAGCAUGAAAAACUUUUGUAAAAUGACCGUCUUUCUCCUUACCUUUGUGAUUUGUAUCAAUGAUUAUGGAAAUGCAGACAGUUUUAAAACUGUAACUUAUUUUCACUGGUUGUGGCAACUUGCUUCAUUACUUUUGUUAAUUGUCACUAUUUAACAAAAUGUUCCUUUACUUCUGCUGCCUAAAACUCAGCCUGUUUCAUGUGUGAGCAGGGCUUUAGAUCCUUAGGUAUUUCCCAAUCCAUCAAGCGUGGAAUAAUCCUAUCUCCUGGGCCCUUCCAAUAGCAUGGUGGGAAUGAAGAGCCACUUUUUUCUGGCUCUACUUGACCCUACCAAGGUUUUUAGUAAAUAUUGUAACUAGGCAGGUACCGUGUUCCUGAGGCCUCUAGGUUUGAAAUCUUGGUGGGUUGAUGUGGCAGAGGGAGGGCUGAUUUGUCUUUUACACAGAAGCAGGCACUGAUUAAGUGGUUAAAAGCAAUGAUGGAUGGUUUUGUGCUGAAUUGCUAGAAUGGAAUGUGUCUGAAGGGCGGUGAGGACGUUUGAUGCUGGAUGAUGAGGAAGUUUUGCCAAGACAUUGGUGAGGUCUCACUAUCGAGGGUGUUCAUGAAAUGUAACUACAGUCACUGUAAUCCAAAAGGAUUUUGACAAAAUCUGUGUAAGGUUAUUGUGCUCCAAAUGGUGUUAAAGUAUGGAAUUUAUGUAAAUGAAAAUGAACUGAUGUUUAGUUAUUGCAAUAAGAUACUGCAGAUGUAUUGUGGGAUACAUAUAAAUGAAUGUGUAAUCUAGAUGAUUUGGGUUAUGAAAGAUGGUGCUUUGGCCAUCUGUCUGUAAUUUUCUUUUACCAGGCUAAGGAAAUUGUGGAUAUGAAAAGAAAUAACAAUUUAUUAGCAAGUUUUGGAUUGUAUGAAUGUGUCUUGAUUUUUGUAAUAAAGAAUGUUAACUCUA